This is a messenger RNA of Symbiodinium pilosum, 597 nucleotides long. The record is from the annotation of a GenBank genome assembly. NCBI's taxonomy places the organism in Eukaryota, Dinophyceae, Suessiales, Symbiodiniaceae.
AUGAUGCAAGAGAGGGCACUCGUUCCAGCCGCUGAACCGGCCAAGCCAUCUCCAGUGCUGGCGCUGGGGAACUUCGGCGGCCGAGCUGCUGGCCAGGGAGCUCCGGGUCAGAAUGACCAGAUCUCCUUGUUUUGCAGGGCCAGCGGGGUGGACCAGCGAGCAGAGAUCAGCUUGCGUGGGCUGCCUGUCCACCUUGCGGCGGAGAUCAUGGCUGGAGGGCCCCUUCUGGGCGUCAACAGCUCAGCUGUCCUGAUGGCCCAAAUUCACAAGGCAGAGGCUCUGAGCCGAACAAAAAAUCUUUCUCUGGGCAACACUGCAGCCGUCCAGGCUGCUCAAGCUGCCGGGGAUUUGGUGUCGGCUUUCAUUGCUCAAUACGGAGUAGACGCUUCUGCGGAAGGUGCUUUGCGAGGUUUGCCUCCUGAUGCGCAGCGCCAGGUUAUUGGCGAGGGUCCGCUCAGAGGGCUGAACGCAUCUGCGCUUCUGAUGAGCCGUAUCAGAAGGGUGCAGGGCAGCCUUGCGGCUGUCACCUCCCAUCCGAUGGGUCCGGGUGGAAUGAACCCCCCCGCUCCAGCCAAGAGUGGUGUGGGCCCGCUGUAG